Molecule: messenger RNA, 1969 nt
Organism: Cavia porcellus (domestic guinea pig)
Lineage: Eukaryota; Metazoa; Chordata; Mammalia; Rodentia; Caviidae
Gene: Naga
Product: alpha-N-acetylgalactosaminidase
Exons: 10
Coding region: 225-1466 (413 amino acids)
Biological process (GO): glycoside catabolic process; oligosaccharide metabolic process
Cellular component (GO): cytoplasm
Molecular function (GO): alpha-galactosidase activity
Source: RefSeq, a predicted model, not a curated record
GCAUGGCGUUGCUAGGGUUUCUGAUAGGUUGCGCCGGAAGACUUGCUGGCUUCCAGGCCCCGCCCCCACGGGAAAGAAAGGGGCGAAUCAGGUGACGCGAGCCCCCGAGGCCGGGAGGCAGAAGCCCGAGGGCCGCAGCCUGGGUGCCCCGAGGGGAUCCGACAUAUAAAGUUUGUAAAAGCAAAUCCGAUUUGGCCAGAUCCCCGGACGCUGAGUCUGAAGCAAUGCUUUUGAAAAUAGUGCUCUUGCUGGCCCUGGUGGCCCAGGUGCUGAUGCUGGACAACGGGCUCCUGCAGACGCCCCCAAUGGGCUGGCUGGCCUGGGAACGCUUCCGUUGUAACAUAAACUGCGAGGAGGACCCAAAGAACUGCAUCAGUGAGCACCUCUUCAUGGAGAUGGCAGACCGGCUGGCAAAGGAUGGGUGGCGGGACCUGGGCUACGUCUACCUCAAUAUCGAUGACUGCUGGAUUGGUGGGCGAGACACCGAAGGCCGCCUGGUGCCCGAUUCCAAGCGCUUCCCCCACGGCAUCGCCUUCCUGGCUGACUAUGCUCACUCCCUGGGUCUGAAGCUGGGCAUCUACGCAGACAUGGGCAACUUAACCUGCAUGGGUUACCCGGGCACCACGCUGAACAAGGUGAAGCAGGAUGCCCAAACCUUCGCCGAGUGGAAGGUGGACAUGCUGAAGCUGGAUGGCUGCUUCUCCACCCAGGAGGAUCGGGCCAAAGGGUACCCCAUGAUGGCUUCUGCACUGAAUGCCACGGGCCGCCCCAUUGCCUUCUCCUGCAGCUGGCCAGCCUACGAAGGAGGCCUGCCCCCCAAGGUGAACUACACUCUGCUGGCCAACAUCUGCAACCUUUGGCGUAACUAUGACGACAUCCAGGACUCCUGGCAGGACGUGCUGUCUAUCCUGGACUGGUUUGUGCGACACCAGGAUGUUCUGCAGCCAGUGGCUGGCCCUGGGCACUGGAAUGACCCAGACAUGCUGAUCAUUGGGAACUUUGGUCUCAGCUUUGAGCAAGCCCGGGCCCAGAUGGCCCUGUGGACAGUGCUGGCGGCACCCCUCUUCAUGUCCACAGACCUGCGGACCAUCUCCGCCCAGAAUGUGGAGAUUCUGCAGAAUCCACUCAUGAUCAAAAUCAACCAGGAUCCCUUGGGCAUCCAGGGACGUAGGAUUCUUAAGGAAAAAUCCCAUAUUGAAGUGUUCAUGCGACCCCUGUCUGAGGAGGCCAGCGCCCUGGUGUUCUUAAGCCGCCGCACAGACAUGCCUUACCGCUACAGCUCGUCCCUGGGCCGCCUGAAGUUCCCCAGCUCCAGACUGUAUGAGGCCCAAGAUGUCUUCUCAGGGGAGAUCAUCACAGACCUCAAUACCAAAACCAACUUCACGGUGAUUAUCAACCCUUCAGGCGUGGUGAUGUGGUACCUGUACCCUAUCCAGACCCUGAAGCUAUCCAAGUGGAAGUCCUAAGACUGAGGAGCUGAGGCCGAUGGCGGGCCUUGGUGGCUUUGUGGAGCUUGCACCGUGGAGCCUUGGCAUGUGGAGGCCAGUGAGCAGGGCUCUCUCCUCCCUGGGCCUGCUCGGCCACCUGACCUCAUCGUUCCCAAAGCUUCAUCUCGGGGCCAGGCGCUGUGCACGCCCAAGCGUGAACCCUCUUGGAAACUUCUCUUGGGGGAACUUCCCGUAGGGAUUCCGGCCUCCAACUCAUCCCCAUGGCCUCACAGACAUUGCUAAACAACUCGACCAGCUUGCUGAGCCCUCAGGCAGGGGCGAUAAUCCCUAUCAGAACUCGAGCCUCUGGCUUGGUGGUUGGUUCUGAAAGCAGGACUUAGAGCUAUUCUAUCUAGAGGUGGAGAUCUGACCUCUUGUCAGACUCUCAUGAGCUGUGUGACUGGAUGACGGCACCUGGAGUGUGCAGGUCACAAGGGAGACCUUGAGUCCCUUAUAUCACCAAUAAAGCCGUUCUUUAGGUG